AUGGAAGAAAAAGAUCUCAAUCUGCUGCAAGAGAUGCAGGAGCGAGGGCAUAUGCGGAAAUUAGGCCAUUUGGAGAACUACUUUGCAGCCUGUCAGCGCCAAGACCUGUACACAAACUUCAGCAUGUUUUGUGAGGUAACGGCUUCCUUUUCUCGCAAAGAGUUAUCUUCUGCUGUUAGAGCAGUUUGUCUGGACAAUCCGAUUUUGUUACACACGGUGAUUCCCAGAAACGAGGAAGACCACAGUUUGAAAUAUUACAUUAGUGAUGAACAUAUUUCUAAACCAGUGGCCUCGCAUGAAUAUAUGCGACUAUUGCAAAAGGUUGACAUGUCCGAUAUUUUGAUGAACGAGCAGCCUGAAUACGCCAGUACCGUGAAGGAAAUUCUCGAAUUGUUCGAGACCCAAUCGCACAGAUAUACCAGUGAAAUCUUCGAUGUGGGAUCAACUGUAAGGAUACCUUACGGAGACGCUUCUAAGCCCAAUUGGAGACUAUUGUGUUUACCAGGGACAUCAAAGGACUCAUUUUCGAAUGUACUGUUUUUCUCCAACCAUUGCUCAAGCGAUGCUAGCUCUGCCGCCAAUUUUUUCAAAGACGUGUGUUUCCACCUCAGCAACCCGCGCGUUCAUUCUGCUCCCGACGAUGUUAUUUUUGACUACGUCACUGAUUACAAGGGCAUAGGUAAACUACCUGUCCCAAUUGACGACCGUGUCAACUAUAAACCACCCUUGACGUAUCUUCCUCGUUUGAUAGGCACAGGUAUUGUUCGUAAGUACCUCAGCUACCACUCGAAAGGGGCUGUAGUCUCGCGCGUCACAAAGCCCGAUGCGGGCAAUCGUGUGCACUCUUACAUCCUCAAUUUCACGCCAGCACAGGUCCAACAGAUACGAGAAAAAAUCAAGGCCCACGAUUUCAACUGUACCAUCACGCCUUUUCUACAAACCUGCUGGCUUGUAUCCAUGUACAAGUACGGCAAAAUAUUCUCGAACUCGCUAUGGGAAUGGUUCAUCGACAUGGUGGUGCCUAUGCACACUUCCCAAUUACUUCCUGAUGACCCAGAACUUAGGGCUAUGUACCGCUACGGAAGUAACAUUGGCGGAUCUCGCUACAAUCUUCUCGUCUCUUCUUUGAAUGUAAGAGACGACAGGAAUGCCUUUUGGUCAUUAGUCAAAUACUAUAGCGGGGUCUUCCACAAUGCCAAAGUUAACAAUGACUAUCUCUAUCCACUGGGUGCAUUGAUGCUUGAAUCGGUGUGUGGAAAAACCAACGUGGAUAAGUUGGUGGCCGAUGAUUUGAUCGGACUUCCCCGUGAAGGUGUUGUGUUGAGCAACAUUGGCUUUGUGAAACCAGAUCCAGAGAUGCAGCGGUUCAGGAUUAAUGACUUAUACUUCGCACAGACUUUAGGGAGUUUAAGACAUAGCUUCACCUUGAGCGCUUGCACUACAACUAAUGGCGGAAUGAACUUGGUUAUGUGCGGGGCGUUGGGCACCGUACAGAACAAGCAGGACUGGAUCGAACUGUGCGAACUGUUCAAGGAUAACGUCUUGACGUACUAG
This is a messenger RNA of Lachancea lanzarotensis, 1554 nucleotides long. Its product is annotated as LALA0S08e00936g1_1. The record is from RefSeq and is a predicted model, not a curated record. NCBI's taxonomy places the organism in Eukaryota, Fungi, Ascomycota, Saccharomycetes, Saccharomycetales, Saccharomycetaceae. Gene Ontology annotation, molecular function: N-acetyltransferase activity. The transcript has a single exon. The coding region runs from base 1 to 1554 and encodes 517 amino acids.